AUGGUUCUUAAGUCUACAUCUGCUGGAAACGUUUCCAUAUAUCAAGUAUCUGGAUCCAAUGUAUCGAGGUCAUUACCUGACUGGAUAGCUAAGAAGCGGAAGAAAGCCUUGAAACAGGAUUUGGACUAUUCAAACCGUAUUGAGUUAAUUCAAGAUUUCGAGUUUAGUGAGGCGUCAAACAAGAUAAAAGUAUCGCCUGACGGGCAGUACUGUAUGGCAACUGGCACAUAUAAACCCCAGAUCCAUGUGUACGAUUUUGCCAACUUGUCACUCAAAUUUGAACGUCAUACAGAUUGUGAAAAUGUCGACUUUGUUAUAUUGAGUCAAGAUUGGACCAAGUCAGUGCAUUUGCAAGUCGACAGAAGUAUAGAGUUUCAGACUAAAGGAGGGAUAUAUUACAAAACAAGGAUACCGAAAUUCGGCAGAAGUUUGUGCUACAACGAAGUAAACUGUGAUUUGCUAGUAGGGGCACUGGGGAAUGAAUUGUACAGACUAAAUUUGGAACAGGGGAGAUUCUUGAACCCCUUGCAACUAGAAUCCGAAUCAGGUGUCAACAUGGUUACUAUCAAUAAAGUUCACGGUCUAAUAUCCGCUGGACUUGAAGAUGGCACGGUUGAAUUUUGGGAUCCUAGAUCAAAGUCGCGAGCAGGCAAGUUGUGGAUCGAUGAGCAAUUAAAUGAAUCGGGUAUACAAGUGUCGGCAGUCAGUUUUCGCCGAGACGGAUUGAACUUUGCUUGUGGGACCUCUAGUGGGAAAACUUUACUUUACGAUCUACGUACGAAUCAGCCAUCGGUGGUCAAAGAUCAGGGCUAUGGAUUUGAAAUCAAAAAUAUUGAAUGGUUGGAGAAUACUUUGAAGCCAGAUGCGGUCUUGACCAGUGAUAAACGUAUUGCAAAGAUUUGGGAUAGAAAUACAGGGAAACCAUUUGCAUCCAUGGAACCAACAGUUGAUAUCAAUGAUGUAUGCCACGUCUCAAACUCAGGAAUGUUUUUUAUGGCCAAUGAAGGUAUGCCCAUGCACACGUAUUAUAUUCCUAAUUUGGGUCCUGCACCUUCUUGGUGUUCAUUCUUGGAUAAUGUGACUGAAGAAUUGGAAGAGAAACCCUCGGAUACCAUAUACUCCAACUACAGAUUCAUCACCAAGGACGAUGUACGUAAGUUGAAUUUGGGUCAUUUGAUUGGAUCAAAAGUUUUGCGUUCAUAUAUGCACGGUUUCUUUAUUGACACGGAGUUGUACGAAAAAGUCAAUCUUAUUGCCAACCCCAACUCAUUACGUGAUCAAAGAGAGCGUGAUAUCAGGAAAAAGAUUGAAAAGGAAAGAGAGUCCAGAAUUAGGUCUACUGGUGCCAUCACCAACACCAAGAUCAAAGUUAAUAAAGAUUUGGCAAGCAGAUUGCAAGAGAAAGUCGGUGGUGAUGCGGCAGAAAGUGUCAUUAAUGAUGAUAGAUUUAAGGAAAUGUUUGAGAAUCCAGAUUUCCAAGUUGAUGAGGAAUCUCAUGAAUAUAAACAAUUGAACCCAGUAAAAGCAGCAGAGAAAGAUAUCACGAGAUCAAGGGGAUUAACUGCGGCAGAGGAAUCGGAUGAGGAGAGAUACAAUGGCGACGGCUACGGCGACGGCAACGUCGACGGCGACGCUCGAAGCGAGGAAGAGAGUGAAGAGUCCGAGAGUGAGGAAAGUGAGGACGAGGAGGUAAAGAGGGCAAACAAGGCCAAACUCGAUAAAGAAUUGGCCAAGUUGAGAAAGAAGAAGGAGGAGGAAAAGAGAUUCAAGAAUGAAAUGAAGGUUCUUGCUAAAGAAGCACCAAAGGAGUCUACUAAAGCUAAGGAGACAUUUGCCUCUCAAGUAAAGAAUCUACACAAAGUAAGCAAGCCUAGAGAUGAUUCAAGACUUCAAAGACAUGCCAAAGGAGAAGCUGAACUUACAUUUGUACCUAGAGGCAAGGAGAAGAAGCAUAGACCAAAGAGAGAAGAUGAGAACGGCACUGACAAGGGUAGAACUAAGCAAAGGUUUGAAGGUCGUAGAAUUGCAUCUAGGAACCAAUUCAGAGGCAUGUAG
Lodderomyces theae is the source of this 2055-nucleotide messenger RNA. RefSeq names its product ribosome biosynthesis protein (gene ENP2). Lineage: Eukaryota; Fungi; Ascomycota; Pichiomycetes; Serinales; Debaryomycetaceae. The coding region runs from base 1 to 2055 and encodes 684 amino acids. Gene Ontology annotation, molecular function: protein binding. Gene Ontology annotation, biological process: maturation of SSU-rRNA from tricistronic rRNA transcript (SSU-rRNA, 5.8S rRNA, LSU-rRNA). Gene Ontology annotation, cellular component: small-subunit processome; 90S preribosome; nucleolus. The record is from RefSeq and is a predicted model, not a curated record. The transcript has a single exon.